Neurospora tetraspora is the source of this 1465-nucleotide messenger RNA. RefSeq lists its product as uncharacterized. The record is from RefSeq and is a predicted model, not a curated record. Lineage: Eukaryota; Fungi; Ascomycota; Sordariomycetes; Sordariales; Sordariaceae. The coding region runs from base 88 to 1140 and encodes 350 amino acids. The transcript is spliced from 3 exons.
CUUCAACUUCAGUGACCCACGCACCUGAAACCCACGUCCUAAUUUGAGGACUUCACCAGCCAAGGUUUCUAUCAACUUAUCAAGACUAUGACUUCACACGGCCAUCACUCAAGGUCCACAACCAGCUUGCAUGGCGACGGCCAUGGUGAAAGACAUCACAGAAGCAGCGGCAGAGAAUCCAAGGGCAGCAAAUCAGGAUCGAAGAGAGGCACCACAGCCCCAAACUCGCAGAUACCACCCGAGCCUGUGUCAUUCCUGUUCGCAGUGAACGAGUUCACAUUUUCCUUUGACGACAACUCUCCGACUCCUAGGGACCAGUGGAACAACAUCCUGCCGCCAGUCACCGGAAAUAGCUAUCACAGUGCCCCCCAAGUGCCUGUCUUCCGCUACACCGACGGAAACAUCACGCUUGCGGCAGAUUAUUCUUGGUGGAGAUCAGAAGCAGGUCAGCCUGGCGGUAUCUACAGACACGUAUCUGGACAUUACAUGGGCCAUGCUAUGGACUACAUGGUACACAGUAUAGUCUCCUGCUCCGAGUCACCAUGCCUGCCUUUUCUUGUCUCUGAAGGAGAUGCGUCACUCUCGAACAGUUGCAUGCAUUUGACCGGUUGUCACUGUCACGAACUGCCAGGAGACAACGAGCUGAUCCAUUGGAGGCUACUGCACUUCGACCACAAAGAUGGCGUUUCGCAAGCGAACGCGGGAUAUUACGGACAUUCAUAUGUCGCCGGCAGAAAACCGUCCUGGAUGCCAGCUUUGGUGCCCAAGGUGUUCGAAAACCCAAAGGGAUCCCAAGUUCCAUCGCGGGGCCUCUCCGGGGACGUGUCUAUCGUGAUAGGCCUGAUGGCUUUCCACAGUCCUCCCGGCAAUCCGAACCGAGUAUUCGAGGACCAGUUGUGGUGGCAAAACACAUGGCUAGGACCUCGUUCAAGACCAGCGUAUUAUACCUCUCCGGGCGUCAACCAGACCCAAGGAGGCGACCCUUCACCUAGGGGCUUUCUUAUCCAUGUAUGCUUUGAUAUCGACCCAGCAACAACACCCCCUGAUGAUAUCCCCAUGGAGCGCAUGAGACACAGUGAUAACCUCUCACGUUUUGCAGCUGAAGAAGCGUGGGUAUGGGACACAGUCAGUAGUCACUGAUCGGUAAUAUCGGUCGGUGACUAACAUGGGGCACUUUACGCAUGUCAUGAUCUUUCUUUUCCUUCACAGGUAUUGCCCUUCUCUUUCUCUUUCUUUUUUGUUUGUUGACAAGUCGGCACUGUUUGCAUUUUGGUAUUACCCCCGUCUGUUGCAUCGACUUGUAUACCUCUCGCUGGUUGAGGAUGGAUAUUGGUCGUCUUUGUUUACUUUACCCCUGAUUCCUGUAUCAGCCAGUCUUGUACUCUUUCCCCACCUCUGCCGUAAUGUUAGCCAGGAGUUGGGCUUGGACAAAGAGGGCUGGCCGCUCAUCCAACCAAUGUUCGGG